This is a messenger RNA of Strongyloides ratti, 795 nucleotides long. RefSeq names its product Short-chain dehydrogenase/reductase SDR family and Glucose/ribitol dehydrogenase family and NAD(P)-binding domain-containing protein. NCBI's taxonomy places the organism in Eukaryota, Metazoa, Nematoda, Chromadorea, Rhabditida, Strongyloididae. The record is from RefSeq and is a predicted model, not a curated record. The coding region runs from base 1 to 795 and encodes 264 amino acids. The transcript has 2 exons.
AUGAAUUCAAAAGUUAUAAAUUUAACAAAUAAGGUGGCUAUUAUUACCGGGGCUAGUUCCGGAAUUGGAAGAGAAACUGCCAUAUUAUUCAAUAAAUUAGGUGCAAAUAUUUUGUUAACAGGACGUGACACAGAACGUUUAAAUAAUUUAAAAGACGAAUUAAUUAAAGAUAAUAAUGAUAGUGGAAAUAAUAUUAAAAUAUUUGCAGCUGAUUUGUCUAAAGAAGAAGAUUGUAAUAAAUUAAUUAAUAAUGCAAAGAAAGAAUUUAAGAAACUUGAUAUAUUAGUUAAUAAUGCUGGAUUGUUAAAAAAAGGAACUAUUGAAGAUACUAAAAUAGAAGACUAUGAUUAUAUAAUGAAUGUCAAUUUGAGAGCUUUAGUAAUUCUUACACAAUUAGCUGUUCCUUUGUUAAAAGAAACAAAAGGAACUAUUAUUAAUGUUUCAAGUGUAAAUGGAAUAAGAAGUUUUCCAGGAGUUUUAGCAUACAAUAUAUCUAAAGCUGGUGUUGAUCAACUUACAAGAUGUUCAGCUCUUGAAUUAUCUCAAUAUGGAAUACGUGUUAAUUCAGUAAAUCCAGGUGUAACUGUUACUGAAUUACAUAGAAGAAGUGGAAUGGAUGAAACAACAUACAAAAACUUUCUCGAACAUUCAAAAACUACUCAUGCACUUGGUAGACCUGGUGAGGCAAUUGAAGUUGCCAAUACAAUAGCAUUUCUGGCCUCUGAUGCAUCAAGUUUUAUAACAGGAGCAUCAAUUCCUGUAGAUGGUGGAAGACAUGCAAUGUGUCCAAGAUAA